Phacochoerus africanus (Common warthog) is the source of this 2287-nucleotide messenger RNA. It is a transcript of the gene TPM3, whose product is annotated as tropomyosin 3. Gene Ontology annotation, cellular component: actin filament. The transcript has 10 exons. The coding region runs from base 99 to 953 and encodes 284 amino acids. Gene Ontology annotation, biological process: actin filament organization; muscle contraction. Gene Ontology annotation, molecular function: actin filament binding. The record is from RefSeq and is a predicted model, not a curated record. NCBI's taxonomy places the organism in Eukaryota, Metazoa, Chordata, Mammalia, Artiodactyla, Suidae.
CUGGGGAACUAGUCCCUCAGCCAGCAGCCCAUCCUUCCUUGCCCUGUCUCCAGUUCUCCAGUGUUCGCAGGUGAGCUCACCCACGGCCGCUGCUCAAGAUGGAGGCCAUCAAGAAAAAGAUGCAGAUGCUGAAGUUGGACAAGGAGAAUGCUCUGGAUCGGGCAGAGCAAGCCGAAGCUGAGCAAAAGCAGGCAGAAGAGAGAAGUAAACAGCUGGAAGAUGAGCUGGCAGCCAUGCAGAAGAAACUAAAAGGGACAGAGGAUGAGCUGGACAAAUAUUCUGAAGCUCUGAAGGAUGCCCAGGAGAAGCUGGAGCUGGCAGAGAAGAAAGCAGCUGAUGCUGAGGCUGAGGUGGCCUCCUUGAACCGUAGGAUCCAGCUGGUUGAAGAGGAGCUGGACCGCGCUCAAGAGCGCCUGGCCACUGCCCUGCAAAAGCUGGAGGAAGCUGAGAAAGCUGCUGAUGAGAGUGAGAGAGGUAUGAAGGUCAUUGAAAACCGAGCCUUAAAAGAUGAGGAAAAAAUGGAACUCCAGGAAAUCCAACUCAAAGAAGCUAAGCACAUUGCAGAAGAGGCAGAUAGGAAGUAUGAAGAGGUGGCUCGUAAGUUGGUGAUUAUUGAGGGAGACUUGGAACGCACAGAGGAGCGAGCUGAGCUGGCAGAGUCUAAGUGUUCUGAGCUGGAGGAGGAGCUGAAGAAUGUCACCAACAACCUCAAGUCUCUUGAGGCUCAGGCCGAGAAGUACUCUCAAAAAGAAGACAAAUAUGAGGAAGAGAUAAAGAUUCUCACUGACAAACUCAAGGAGGCAGAGACCCGGGCUGAGUUUGCCGAGAGAUCGGUAGCCAAGCUGGAAAAGACAAUUGAUGACUUGGAAGAUGAGCUCUAUGCCCAGAAACUGAAGUACAAGGCCAUUAGCGAGGAGCUGGACCACGCCCUCAAUGACAUGACCUCUAUAUAAACUGAAAUGCACCAAAGAGGAGCACCUCUGUACACAAAGGAUGCUGGACCAGACUCUGCUCGACCUGAAUGAGAUGUAGAGCACCCCAGCCCCGCCCUGCCGCCGCUCCUUCCUCUCACCCCGACUCCGCCUGAGGCCAGCCUGCCCGAAGCUGACCUUUAAACUGAGGGCUGAUCUUUAACUGGAAGGCUGCUUUCUCCUUUUGCCACCUCUCCCACUCCCACCCCUUUGCCCUUUUCACCAAACUGUCUCUGCCUCUCCUGAGAGAUUUCAGGUGGGCCAGAGGCUGAGCUCCUUUGGGAACAACUUUUAAGGGAAUGUGAGCACAAUGCAAAAUGUCUUUAAAGCAUGUCGUGAUGUACACAUUUUGUAAUUACCUUUUUUGUUGUUGAUGUAGCAACCAUUUGUAAAAAACAUUCCAGGUAAUUCCACAGUUUUGAAGCAGCAGUCUAAUCCCUUUCUCACUUUUGGAAGGUAACUUUUCAGCUUAAUGCAUAUUGCCCUCUCCAUAGAGGAAGGAUAACAGUGUGUGGGCCUGCCUUACUGAGAGCCAAACAGCCCAGAGAAAGACUUCAGUAUGGGAAACCUGGUUGCUCUGUAAAAAGUACCUGCCAUAUCAGAAAGGUGAUUCCAGGAGUUAGCCAAAAAAAAAGUGCUGUUCAGGUUUUCAGCUUUACAGUACCUUUGGGCAACUUUUAUGUUUUUCAUCAGAAGUGACCAAACAGAUUAAGAUGAGACCUCUGUCUGAGACCAAAUCCUCUACCCCGUUCCCAAUGGCUCAUAGAAUGGAUCAUGUGCCCCUUAUGUUGAGGUGACCACUUAUUAUUUGCUCCCCUGCCUCCUAGAAAGAAAGAAAAUUAUGUUUUGCCACUGAUUUAGCCAUAUGAAACUCAUCUCAUCACCCUUUUCUGGGUCUGAAGCUGCUGUCUCUAAAAGUGCCAUCUCAUUGUGCUUUGUGUCAGUUAGUGCUGGAGAAAUCUUGAAUAGCUUAUGUACAAAACUGUUUUUAAAUUUUAUAUUAUUUUGAAACUUUGCUUCUUUGGGGUUGGGGCACACUGGUCACCCCAUCUGGCUGUCAGUUCUGUGCAGUCGGCUGGCAGUGUGCUGAUCAUUUAAAGUUUCUUUCCCUACACAGUUCUGCCCUCCUCCCUCCACGUUUGGUGAGGUUUCAGUGAGGUCUGUUAGGUGUGCAUCCUGCAGCUUAAUUGGCUUAAAAUGUACUCUUUUUUGUGGUCUCUUUGGGGGCCGAUUAGGAGAAAGAAAAACCAAUAAUGUAACUGUUUUGAUACUGAAAAUUGAUGUGUCUUUUUGAAAUAAAGAACCAGUCCCUCCAA